Molecule: messenger RNA, 1824 nt
Organism: Penaeus chinensis
Lineage: Eukaryota; Metazoa; Arthropoda; Malacostraca; Decapoda; Penaeidae
Product: molt-inhibiting hormone-like
Exons: 4
Coding region: 173-601 (142 amino acids)
Biological process (GO): circadian rhythm
Cellular component (GO): extracellular region
Molecular function (GO): neuropeptide hormone activity
Source: RefSeq, a predicted model, not a curated record
CGUUGGCCAGACAGUUCGGGGAAGCAUCUCCGUUAACAGUACAGCCAAAGCCGUCGUUCGGUCUCUCUCGCUCGCGCCCCUGCUCUCAGACCAGCAUCCCGAGUGAGAACGCAGUUACAGGUGUACUUGUGUGUUAUCGUUGCAAUAUCCACCUGCAUUCGCCGUCGCAUCCAUGGUCAGCUUCCUCUCACUUCGCAUGGUGUGCUCCGCCGCCCUGGUGUCGCUGCUGGUGCUGGCCUUGUCGUCCCGCAGCGCCUUCGCCCGCUCCGUCGACGGCGUGGGGCGCCUUGAGAAGCUGCUGUCCUCCUCGUCUUCGUCUUCGUCAGGCUCCUCUUCCCCACUGAUUGCCCUCGGCGACGACCACAGCGUGAACAAGCGCGACACCUUCGACCACUCGUGCAAGGGCAUCUACGACCGGGAGCUCUUCAGAAAGCUGGACCGCGUCUGCGAGGACUGCUACAACCUAUACCGCAAGCCCUACGUCGCCACCGAGUGCAAGUUCAAUUGCUUCGUGAAUCCGAGGUUCAAUAACUGUGUGGCUGUUCUCAGACAUGAUGUUAACCGCUUUACGAAUAUGGCUUUCUUUCUCCGCUAUUCAUAAUGGUUGAAGGCUAUGGAGUAACUGUUACGCCAACUUCGUAUUCAAGCAGUGCCUCGACGAUCUGCUUAUGGUCGACGCCAUUGACGAGUACGUGAACACCGUCCAGCUGGUAGGGAAGUAAAGGACAGGAGUCUCUCUGGACACUCAUAUGAAAGAAAGAAGAAAAACAAAACACCUGGAAAUAUAUGGACAUUUUCACGACAACGAGAAUAAUUUUUGAAAGUCCUUUGUCUUGUGACUAGGGCAAAAUGGGGCCAAAGAAAAUAAAGAUGUAGUGUAAAAAAAAAAAAAAAAAAAAAAAAAAAAAGUUAUUUAUAAGUUAUCUUCUUCAGGAAAUCACGACGCUCUCUGGCAGCUCCCAUAUCAUUCCAUUCUGUUUAGUAAGAUAUAAUUUCUACCUAGCAAUGUUAUAGAAUACAUAGUAGCUAUAUUAUGCUAAGUAUUUAUUGCAUAUCAUAUAUUUAUUUUCAUACCCUUUUGAAGUGACCUUGGAUGAUUCUCACCGCUGUCCUGCUCUGAUUAAUUUCUUCUUGCUCCCUGUCCUCGACUAUUUAUGCAAUUCUGGUUAUACGCUUUGGAAAGUUAUUUUUGUAUGGUCGAUAAUCAUUAAUUAUAAUACAGUGUACAAUUCGGCAUUUGUGUGUGAAAGAAAGGCAAGGAAACCACACAGUACAGGGAGGCACUUGAGCUUCAGUAUCAAUUCUUCUCUGCGGCCUGUUGGGAUUUUCUGAAAGUUACGUUUUCUUGAAUCUGUAGACCCUCUGCGCACAAAAUAAGAUAAAGUUACAAAGUUAGGGGCUGGAAGAAAUAUCCAGUGUCACUUUAACUUUAUAUUCACCCUUUCCUUUCCUCCACAUAGAGAGAAAGCACAGGAUUUGGCUUGCUAACUUCCAAAAUAUCAGAUAUCCCCCUGAGAAAAUUCUUGCUGUUUCAAUCGAUUGAAUCUUUCGAGAAUAAUUUUCAUUUCUUCCCCGGCUCGAAGCAAGGUAAUCUUCACUUCCUUAAGUAAAGAGAGGAAAGAGUUGAUUACCUUUUUUUCUUGAUUCUUGAUAUAGAGAGAAAAGGAACACGAGAAAAGGAAAACAAAAAAUCGUCUGUACUUACCACUUGUUGCGUGUGGUGCCCAAACCCUGAUUAUGUAACCAAAGAUUAGAAUUUAGUGGUAUCCUUAACCUUUGCGUUUGUGUUGGAUCAUUGAGAUUUUGAAUAAAUUAUUAUAGUCA